UGUUUGGGGGCGUAACCCGGAAGCGUUCUGUCGCUCCGUCGGGCAUCAACGUGCGCGCGCUCCGGCCGUGAGGUGACACGUCCGCCGCUGUAGCUUCGAUUAUAUGAAGUCCGUGUAUAGAGUCGCUGUAGAGUUAAUUAAGUCCAGAAGAGGUCAGAGGUCAACCUCAGCGCGAGGAGCGAUGCGCCAAGAGCUCGAGACCAAAGUGCUGCGUCUGCCGCCGACCUUCUGUGGGCCAUGUGUUCUUCAGGAGGACCGAGCAGAUGCUGCUGAAAUCCUGAGUUGCACAGUGGGGGCUCUGAAGGAGGGUCAUGUGGUCGGCGUGCCCACGGAUACCAUCUACGGGCUGGCCUGUCUGGCCCAGAACUCCGAGGCCGUCCGGAAAACCUACGACAUCAAAGGACGGAAUGGACACAAGCCGCUGGCCAUCUGCGUGGGAGAAAUCCAGGACAUCUACAGGUACUGUAAGGUGAAGGUGAAGGAGGGGCUGCUGGGGGACCUUCUGCCGGGUCCCGUCACUCUGGUGUUUGAAAGGGACCACGUGCUGAACGCGGACCUCAACCCCUUCACGUCACUCGUCGGCGUGCGUAUCCCGGACCACGCCUUCAUGAGACGCCUCUGCCAGAUGUGCGCCGAGCCGCUGGCUCUGACCAGCGCCAACGUCAGCUCGCACGCCAGCACCGUGGCCGUACACGAGUUCGAGGAGCUCUGGCCGGAGCUCGCGGUGGUGGUGGACGGCGGGCCGAUCGGAGACCACAGCCGCCUCGGCUCGACGGUGGUCGACCUGUCGGUUCUCGGCAAAUACCGCGUCAUCAGGCCCGGCUGCGCUCUUGAUUCUACCGUCGACGUGCUGCAACGCAAAUACGGCCUGUCAGAGGAUUCAGGAGGAGGAGGAGGAGGGAGAUGACCUUUGAACUCUCAACACUCUGACCGCUGGCUUCUCCAGAAAAGACGGACUCUCUUAAAAGUGUCUCAUUAUCUUCCAUCUGUUGGGAAUCAUAAGGUCAGCAAGCUUCUACUGAAUUCAUAUUAUUGCAUUUUUCUCUUCAAAAAACACAUAACAGAUUAUACAAUUAUUUUAUUUUUUCCAUAAUGGUUGAAUCUCUUGUAUUUAUUUUAACUGAGGAUUGUAAUCCAAUUGGUCACCUGCAACCGUUAAAAUAACUUUUAAUGUUGGAGCCUGAACAUUAAAGUUUAUAACUGGAGCGUUUUUUAAAUUCUCGUUGCCUGACUAGACUUGUUUUCAUUGCACAAUUACAAUAAGUUAUUUUUUUACAGUAUCAGUCAUAUUAAUGCAUCAUAAAAUAUUUGAGCCAUGUCCUUUAUUGUUAAGUGACUGAUUUUAUUUUCUACUUCGAGAGCAGAAGUCUAUUCUCAAACUUCCCAGUUUGCCUUUUGCUUGAAUAAACAGCAGGUUUUAGAUCUAAAUCCAAUGAGUCCACAG
Pungitius pungitius (ninespine stickleback) is the source of this 1444-nucleotide messenger RNA. It is a transcript of the gene yrdc, whose product is annotated as yrdC N(6)-threonylcarbamoyltransferase domain containing. The record is from RefSeq and is a predicted model, not a curated record. The coding region runs from base 104 to 907 and encodes 267 amino acids. Lineage: Eukaryota; Metazoa; Chordata; Actinopteri; Perciformes; Gasterosteidae. The transcript is spliced from 6 exons. Gene Ontology annotation, molecular function: tRNA binding; double-stranded RNA binding; nucleotidyltransferase activity. Gene Ontology annotation, cellular component: cytoplasm. Gene Ontology annotation, biological process: regulation of translational fidelity.